This is a messenger RNA of Girardinichthys multiradiatus, 895 nucleotides long. Its product is annotated as transmembrane and death domain protein 1-like. Lineage: Eukaryota; Metazoa; Chordata; Actinopteri; Cyprinodontiformes; Goodeidae. The coding region runs from base 85 to 798 and encodes 237 amino acids. The record is from RefSeq and is a predicted model, not a curated record. The transcript has 5 exons.
GAGUCUUUAGUUUUUCUUUCAAAAAGUUCAGAUCAUUUGUACAUUUUGGAAACAAGCAGCACAUAUAAACACUUAACAACUGACAUGAAUGUCUGUAAAAUAUGUGUCUGUUUCUUCUUUCUGUUGCAGAGCCCAACACGAGAGGAGGAGACAGUUGCAGAAGACAUUGGAAUUCAUCAACUGGAGCGCUUAGUGGAGCAGCUGACCUCCAAAGAGUGUGAGGACCUCCUGCUUGCCCUGUCUCGCCCAGAGGAGGACAUUUUUCGACACAUUGACCGUCUCUCACCAGAAAAUAAUCAGCUGGAUCUUAAAUUUCGAGCCAAGAGAGACACCUCCUCUGCUGCAGCAGAUCAAAAGAGUCAAUGCAGAACAGCCUUGACAGAUUGGCUGCUGGUGUUCGGGCAAAACAUUUACUACAACAGGCUUUCUCGUGCCUUGCAGCACAUCGGCAGAACGGAUAUUGCCCUAGAGGUGGGGAAGAACAUCAACCAGGAUAAAACCUUAAGGUUAAAGCGCUACGUUGAGGACUACCAGAAACAUGUCAACUCCCUAGGCGUCCAGUUCAUGAAAGCAGAUGCAAACAAGCACCAGCUUCCUCAUCAGAGAGUCCGAAAAAUUAAGCUUGGGGAUCUGACGUGGCGUGACCUGGAUCUGAUUGUGAAAAGAGCUCCUGUCCCACCGUACCCUAGGGGCCCUCUGGAUGUAGCCCUGCCUCUUUUGUAUGGCAUCCUGCUUUGCUCUGUUUCAUGUGCAACUUUACUCCUCAUCAUCGUGCUUGUUUCCAAAGGAUCAAGUUGACUUUAGGAUGUUUUCAGGAUGUCAAGAGCAUGAAUGUGUGACAAGACAUUAGAUUUACAAGAAUGCACAACUGAAUGAAAAUAAAUAUUCACAGAUG